AUUCCCCAGGCCAGGUCCUCCAAGGGGAGCCAGAGCCCCUUCCCAAUCUUCCUCCUCUCCUGUCCCUAGGAUUCAAUGCGCGCCUGGCGGAGGGUGUCUCUUGCCUUGCGCUUCCAGGCCUGGACUUGUCCGGCUGCAUCCUCCCUCCCUCGCUGGGGGCUCCGUUGUCCUGGAGGCCCCCCAGGGGUCUCUGCAAGAUGAAGAGGGUCCGCACCGUCUUCACCCCGGAGCAGCUGGCGCGCCUGGAAAAGGAAUUCCUCAAGCAGCAGUACAUGGUGGGCACCGAGCGGGUCGAGCUGGCAGCCACCCUGCACCUGACAGAAACCCAGGUGAAAGUUUGGUUUCAGAACCGGCGGAUUAAGUGGCGGAAGCAAAGCCUGGAGCAGAAGGAGGCCAAGCGGGCCCAUCUUAGGGCGACGGAAGCAGCCCCCGCCAAGCAGUCCGAAGAGGAGGAGGAGAACAGUGACCAGGACGACGUUGACGUUGAGGACUAGCAGCAUCUUCCCAUCCCAAGUGCAUGGAGAGCGGCUUCCACAGUUGGGAAGAAGUGGAUGGGACAGAAUCGGAAAGGUCAAGUUGGCCUGAGGACGCAUCUGACUAUUGGACUUACUGUAGGGUUUUCAGGUUUCCAUAUUCUGAACUGUUUGGAUUCCUUUUAAGAAAAGGAGAAGGGUUUUUUUCUUUUACUAUGAAUUGGACUUCACUGGAAAACAUUGGGGAUUGGACUUCUGACUUUCUGCAUGCCAGGCAUGCGCUCUGCCUCUUCUGAACUGCCCUCUCUCCAUUACAACCCACUCAUUUUCCAUUUUCUGUGCCAUUAAGUGUUAAACCCCGUGUCAAAGACUCAGGAAAGCUAGCUGAGAGAGGGCUCUCAGGUGGCGCAGAUCCAGGAUAAAUGCUGCGCUGGACCAAGUCAGUGGCAUCUCUGCUCUCAGCCAAGGACUGCUCCACCUGACUCUCCCAACCCUGGAAGUUUCUGGGCCGUUUGAUGGCGUGUCCUGGACUUAGUUCACUUCUCCAGCCAUCAGCCGCAGGAGCUGGGUUCCAAGGCUGAGCCCACAGCCUCCCCUCCUCUCCCCACACGCAACACCCCUUUUGCGUUGCAGCACUUGGUGUCACCAGCUGAUUUGAUGCUCCCUGUCCCAUAAGGGUUCCUCUGGCCUGAGAUCCUGCAUCGAGGUUGCAUAGCGUAAACCUGUGUGUGCUGCAUAUGCUUUCGACUUAUGGCAACUCCAUUAAUUUCGCAGGGUUUUCUUAGGCAAGAGAUAUGCAAAGGGGUUUUUGCCAGUUCAGUGUGAAGUCAAAGGCUUUCACAGCCAAUGCCCUUAGUUUUUUGUGGGUUUUUUGGGCUCAUUCUGGAAGAGUUGAUUC
Molecule: messenger RNA, 1371 nt
Organism: Sceloporus undulatus (fence lizard)
Lineage: Eukaryota; Metazoa; Chordata; Lepidosauria; Squamata; Phrynosomatidae
Product: homeobox protein notochord-like
Exons: 2
Coding region: 198-494 (98 amino acids)
Biological process (GO): neuron differentiation; central nervous system development; regulation of DNA-templated transcription
Molecular function (GO): DNA binding; DNA-binding transcription factor activity, RNA polymerase II-specific
Source: RefSeq, a predicted model, not a curated record